AGUGCUAGGUUUUAACGUAAAUUUCUUCUUUCACGAGUUAUUUACCAGCCCCCUCACAUAUACUAAUUUACCACAAACAGAACAUUAAUAUCACCAACCAUUCCCGCUUUAUUAAGGUGUAUCUAAAUGGCGCACCCUGUAUAGCUCCUUUGUGCUUCAUAGAUGGCAAAGUAUAAAAUGACAUGGGAGUAAGUAAAAUAAUGGCAGAAUAAAAAUUUUUGGACACUACAAAUGUAUUUUUUUUAAAUUGCAAGGCAAUCAGAUUCCAGGUUAAAACAGCCUGGGAUAGAAAGAAACUACUGAGAGGAGUUGAAGGUUUUCUCUAUUGACUAAAUGAGUGGUUAAACAGAGCUCUGUGUUUAUAGGAGCUGCGUCACUGCUGUCAGGUCAAAGGACAUUGACUUGCCUUUAUCCGGCUGUUGAAGUUUGCAUUUGAAGCAGAGCUUCGCACUCCAGAUCUUUUGAAUAAUGGCAGCAGAUUGACGCUCUGGAUUACUGAGCUCACCGAUGCUGAAUUUAUUCAAAUCAUCUUCCAGUUAUCUGAAGAAUUCAGCAAAACCGUUGAACGAAUCUUCAAUCUUCUGAGUACAACUGCAAGAGUUUUUGCCUCAAAUCUGUCAUAGACGAUAUAGAGAUAUCUGUGGAAAGACGAUUAAACAAUGUCAUCAAGGAAUAUUUUGCUUUACCCAGAGAAAACCGCUGCAAACCAACAGCAGGAUUUCGUGGCUUUUAGGUCUGCUGCAAUCAUUAACUUAUGAUGCAUUCCAGAGCCUUUCAUCAAGACUGCUGUACAGUAUGAUCAACGCUGGGCGUCACACUGUUCUACAAGAAUGCAUAAGGAUAUACGGUCUAUAACCAAAAUAAGGAUUGCUGAAAAAAAUAGUUUGCACACUUUUGUAAAGUCUGAGAAAAAAUCUCAAAUGUUUUUGCUGUAAGGGUGAAAAUUUCAAGAUUCUUGGACACUCCACCAUGGUUAACAUGUCCGAGUCAAACAGUUCCAGUCCUGGACUGAGUGAUGUUGAGCGAGUGUUGGUUCCCAUAUUCGACAGCUUCAUCCUGGUGACUGGAGUAAUCGGACACGUCUUAGUUCUCAUUGUCAUCAGUAGAAUGAUGCGCAAAGGACAUGGACAGCCCAGCGGAGGACGGACAGGAGGACUCCAACAAACCAAUGCAAACGGGACGGAUGUUCUUCUUCUGUCUUUAAGUGUGGCGGAUCUUCUCCUGCUUUGCUGUCUCCCUUAUCACACGGUUGCCAUUGCAACCCGUCACUGGCCAUUUGGAAGCUUCAUGUGCAAGUCUGUGAGCUUCCUUAGUGCCAUGUGUACGGCUGCAAGCGCCUUUACUUUGUCCGCUUUGGCCUUCGCUCGAUACGUUAUUGUGGUUCAUCAGUCAAAAGCGUACCGAUGGCGUAGAGAGGGCCGUAUGAAAGUGAUCGCUGGUGUACUGUGGAUACCAGCCAUUAUCUUGGCAUCGCCUCAAUUUGCUUGGAGGACGCUGAUUUCAGGAGUGGACGACCGUGAAUCUCGCGAGGACUUGGCAUGCUUUAAUUUCCUUUCGGACUCAGGCCAGUUGGCUUACGGCGUGUGCCACUUCCUACUGGCUUUUGCAUUUCCACUUGGGAUCAUCGUAAUAGCUUACGCCAAGAUAUAUCACUUCUUGAAGAUCACUAGACGGAGUCGCACAACUCAAACCACUGACCGACUGGAGCACUACCAUGUGCACGUGACCCAAACGUCUGCUCUGUUAGUGCUGGCGUUUACAGUGUGUUGGCUGCCGUCAUAUGGGUUGAUGUUUGCUCAGAUGGCUGAGAGUGACAAAGCGACUGGUCCUUUAUCUCAGUUAGGACCGUUUGCCACAUUUGCUCGCAUCAUGGCCACGUCUUCAACUGUGGCCAAUCCCAUUCUCUAUGUUUUCAUGUCAGAGAAAUUCAGAAAGGAACUAAUGGAUCUUUUUAAAGGGGGCUGUGGAAACAGACUCUCCAUAUAGGAGCCCUAUAUACAGACUACAGACUUCCUGAAUUAACCUUUGAGUGCUCAAGAGUAAAUGACAUGGUGAAGUCCAUAAAAUAAGUUGUUUACACACGGUACAUAAAUGCAAUUGUUAACAAUCAGUAUUUAUUUGUAAACAAAUAUGGAGAAUAUUUCUAUGAGUGAUGCUACAGUGACCAAUGGCUUGGACUCACUGUCAUUGAUGUGUGUAUUAUGUCAUUUGUAUAUUAAAAUCUACAGAUACGGGCCGUCACGGUGGCGCAGUGGAUAGCCUUACGGCAAGAAGGUCGCUGGUUCA
Molecule: messenger RNA, 2286 nt
Organism: Danio rerio (zebrafish)
Lineage: Eukaryota; Metazoa; Chordata; Actinopteri; Cypriniformes; Danionidae
Source: RefSeq, a predicted model, not a curated record